Oryza sativa Japonica Group (Japanese rice) is the source of this 2358-nucleotide messenger RNA. The record is from RefSeq and is a predicted model, not a curated record. Lineage: Eukaryota; Viridiplantae; Streptophyta; Magnoliopsida; Poales; Poaceae.
UCCAGGAGGUUGCCUCCAUUGACCUGGAGCUUUAAUCGCCAUGGAUGCGAUGAUCGGCGAUCCCAUGUCAGCGACAUCGGUGGAGGCGGUGUUCGAGAAGCAGCCAUCGCCGGAAUUCAGGGAGCUGGUGACGCCACGGGCCAUGGCCGUGGCGGUGGUGCUCAGCGUCGUCAUCUGCUUCGUCGGCAUGAGGAUCCAGAUGACGGCCGGGAUAGUGCCGGCACUCAACAUGCCUGCCAGCAUCCUCAGCUUCUUCCUCCUCAAGUGGCUCAUCAGGCUGCUACAGAGUUGUGGCUUUCCCAUGCUGCCAUUCACACGCCAGGAAAAUAUGUUCCUCCUGACUUGCAUCAUCACCUGCCUCAACCUGGCCCUCACAAGUGGUUUUGCGACCAAUAUCAUUGGAAUGACUUCUACGGUGGCCAGAUCACUUGCUGAUGAUCCAGAUCCAAGAGAUAUUAUGGACCAUGUACCAAUCGGAAAAUGGAUAGUAUACCUAUUCCUUGUUGGUAUGACGGGAGUGUUAAUAAAUGUGCCAUUUAACCAGGUCAUGAUUAUUGACUACAAAUUACUAUUUCCAACAGGAACAGUUAUAGCUCAGCUUAUUAAUAGCUUUCAUACCCCUGAAGGAGCUUACGUAGCAAAAAUGCAGGUUGCGACCAUUUUCAAAGUAUUUUUUGGCAGUUUUUCUUGGUCUAUGUUCCAGUGGUUCUAUACUGCAGGCGAUGAUUGUGGAUUUCAGCACUUUCCAACAUUUGGACUAGGAUUAUACAAACACAGGUUCUACUUUGAUUUCUCUGCGACAUAUAUUGGUCUGGGAAUGAUUUGUCCACAUAUAGUAAAUUUUGGAUUAUUUUUUGGGGCCAUCAUCUCUUGGGGAUUUCUAUAUCCUUUCCUUGAAACUAAACGUGGGCAAUGGUAUCAAACUGACAGCCCUACAAGUUUGAAUGGACAAAAUGGAUACAAGGUGUUCAUCAGUGUGACACUGAUCAUUACUGAUGGGAUGAUAAACUUUCUAACACUCAUCACUACAGCAUCAAUUAACUUCUAUCAAUUAAGGAAAGAGCAUGAUUUAGGGCUUGCCAACUAUUUCAAGAAACACCCAAGCCUCAACUAUGAUGAUCGCAAGAGGAUUGAGGUGUUCUUGGCUAACCGGAUCCCAAUCCCUGUGCCAGUGGCAGCCUAUAUCACAUGUGCAGCCAUCAGCACGAUUGCAAUCCCAGCCAUGUUCAACCAGAUCAAAUUCUACCAUCUGGCCGUGCUUUACAUGGUCAUCCCAGUCGUGACCUUCUGCAACACCUAUGCGACAGGGCUCACCGACUGGUCGGUGGCACCAACCUAUGCUAAGUUUACCACCUUCGUCUUUGCAGCAUGGAUCGCCAAGCCUGGCGCUGUCGUGGCCAGCCUCCUUGCGAGCGGGGUGAUCGUGGCGGCACUCCACAUCUCGUCGCAAGCGAUGCAGGACCUCAAGUCGGGCCACAUGACGCUAACGUCGCCACGCGCCAUGGUCACCGGACAGAUCUUCGGCGUGGCCGUUGGCUCCAUCCUCUGCCCAUGCGUCUUCCUUGCCUUCCAGUCCACAACGAAGCCCAACGCACCGGUGGGUUCAAAGCAGUCCGAUUACCCAUGCCCUUUCGCGGGUCUAUACCGCGCCAUCGGGGUGAUCGGCACUGGAGGGGUGAAAGAGCUGCCAAAGCACUGCAUGACAUUCUGUGUCGUUGCCUUCUGCGUGACGGUCAUCAUUGACGCUGUCGUGCUGGUCUCUCAGAAGAGGGGUUGGAGCAUCCACAGGUACAUCCCCAGCAUGACGGUGAUUGCGCUGCCGUUUUUCGCUGGCUCCUACUUCACCAUCGAUAUGUGCGUGGGGAGCCUUUUGCUGCUUGCCUGGACAAGAAUGAAUGCAAAAAGUGCAGAGAUGCUGUCAUCGGCCGUUGCGGCAGGCUUGAUAUGUGGAGAAGGGCUGUUCACACUGCCAUCAGCGUUGCUCAACAUGUUCAAGGUGCAACCACCGAUGUGCAUGAAGUUCCUAUCCGGUGGCGAAGAAGUUGAGGCAGCGGACUCAUUCUUGAACAAUUUGGGAACAUCCAGAACAUGAUGAGAAAUGCACUCAAAGAUUUACCAGUAGAAAAUGGACUAUGAUCGUUGUAAAUGAUGCACAUAUUUUACAUAUGUCAUGUAACUUAAGUUGACAUGUGAGCGAGCUUGGUUAACAUGUAGGAGAUGCAUGAUAUAGUGGAGUGCCACCGCGUAAAGUUCUAGAAAAUAAAGGGGCAUUAUAUUCUGCAGAAGUUCACUGUCAUCUAAAAGGUAACUGAGAAAAUGAGAAGAACUAGAACAUGGAGUUUUUUUUUUAGUGAGAUC